This is a messenger RNA of Bombina bombina (fire-bellied toad), 936 nucleotides long. RefSeq names its product olfactory receptor 12D3-like. The record is from RefSeq and is a predicted model, not a curated record. Gene Ontology annotation, cellular component: membrane. Gene Ontology annotation, molecular function: olfactory receptor activity; G protein-coupled receptor activity. The transcript has a single exon. Lineage: Eukaryota; Metazoa; Chordata; Amphibia; Anura; Bombinatoridae. Bases 1 to 936 code for a protein of 311 amino acids. Gene Ontology annotation, biological process: G protein-coupled receptor signaling pathway.
AUGGAAAAGCUGAAUCAAACAUUGGUAACUGAAUUCAUUCUUUUGGGAAUCACAAACAUCUAUUGGCUAAAGAUCCCUUUCUUCAUUACAUUUCUUAUAUUGUACAUGUUUAGUUUGGUAGGAAAUGUCAGUAUUGUAAUUGUGGUAAUUUAUGAACACAACCUGCACACACCUAUGUAUUCCUUGUUGAGUAAUCUUUCUUUCUUGGAUUUCUGCUACUCAACAACCACAGUUCCUAAAAUGCUUGCAGGUUUAGUAAUGAACAACAAGAAAAUAUCUUUUACAAGCUGCAUAGCUCAGCUCUUUUUCUUCCACUUUUUGGGAAGUACAGAAGCUCUUCUUCUCAUGUCUAUGUCUUAUGAUAGGUAUGUUGCUAUAUGUAACCCUCUACGUUAUCAUAAAAUCAUGGCAAAAAAAACUUGUAUAAAGUUGGCUUUUGGGGCAUGGGGCACUAGCUUUUUUUAUUCACUGACACACACAAUUCUAGCAUCCAGAUUACCAUUCUGCAGGUUCAACAAUGUAGACCACUUCUUGUGUGAUAUCAAGCCAUUAUUAAAACUUGCCUGUUCAGAUACUCGUCUCAAUGAAAGUCUGGUGUCCAUUAUAACAGGCUUCAUAGGCAUUGCCUCCUUUGUAUUAAUAGUAAUCUCUUAUGCCUUUAUUGGGACUCACCUCAUGAACAUACAAACCUCCCAAGGUAGACGCAAGGCCUUUUCUACCUGUACUUCCCACCUGACUGUUGUCCUUUUAUUCUAUGGAACUGCUCUCUCCACAUACAUAAGACCAGCCACCAAAGAUUCUCUGGAGCAGGAUAGACAGGCCGCUGUAUUGUACACCGCAAUUACUCCAGCCUUAAACCCACUUAUAUAUGCUCUGAGAAACAAAGAUGUAAAAAUUGCACUUAAAAAACAUGUUUUAAGAAGGCAUGGCUUUUAA